Pyricularia oryzae 70-15 is the source of this 2394-nucleotide messenger RNA. RefSeq lists its product as uncharacterized. Gene Ontology annotation, biological process: regulation of transcription by RNA polymerase II. Bases 1 to 2394 code for a protein of 797 amino acids. Gene Ontology annotation, molecular function: DNA-binding transcription factor activity, RNA polymerase II-specific; RNA polymerase II cis-regulatory region sequence-specific DNA binding. The record is from RefSeq and is a predicted model, not a curated record. The transcript is spliced from 3 exons. NCBI's taxonomy places the organism in Eukaryota, Fungi, Ascomycota, Sordariomycetes, Magnaporthales, Pyriculariaceae.
AUGGGAGCGCCAUCUCAAGGACAUCGUCCACGAACCGAGUCGAGAGGCUCAAUACAAAGCGUACCCACGCAACAAAGCCUCGAUGCUGCCUCGUUCGAUGGCAACUCCAUGUACGCAAAUUCGUGGAUGCACGACCGAUCACAUCACAGGGAGCUGGCGCCUGCCUCGGGCAGCAUGUCUCAGAUGACUGCGCAUAACAUGUCCACCGAGGAUAUGAUGCUUCAGGCUGCUCCUCAUCUGCAACCGGGUCGCACAUACUCUAUGGACUCGACAAUGAGCUCAAUGAACCACUCUAUGUCUUAUCAGGGCCACUCCAAUGUGAUGCCACAACAAAGCCUGAGCGCACAUAGUAGCUUUAUGGAUAUGGAUAGCCAUUCGAUCGACCGCGACGAUCAGAUGGAUGGCGACUCGGUCACUGGAGCGACGGGAACGCGCAAGGGCACGCGAUCCAGCGCGAAUAAUGAACUCGAAAUGCGCCAACUCUACAUGCAGAACAAGGAUCGGGCACUGGCCGACAUUGCCCGCGAGUUGCAGGGAAACGAGCGUGGUCCACAGUCAGAGCGCCAGCGCCAGGCUUUUGCUAUGCUCUGGAUUGCCCAGGUUUGCUCCAAGGGCAAGAGCUCUGUGCCCAGGGGCAGAGUAUACGCCAACUACGCGUCAAAAUGUGCAAGCGAGAGGGUCACCGUCCUCAACCCCGCUAGCUUCGGCAAGCUUGUCCGCGUUAUAUUUCCCAAGCUGAAGACUCGUCGAUUGGGCGUGCGCGGAGAGUCCAAGUAUCAUUAUGUCGACUUCAUGAUGAACGACGAACAACCCGAUAUUCGAGAGGAUUCGGCAGUAAUUCAGGUGCCUUUAGCAGAAAGCGUCCCGAAUUUCAAUGCGCGACCAACCGACUCGAGUUCAUGCACAACAGCACGCGCUAUAUUGCCAUCCCCGGACGCUCAGCAACCUUCAGAACCACGAAUUACCCGCAGCCGUAGUCGGAGAAACCGAUUGAAUCUUUUCCGAAACCCAAGGCCGGCAAAUAUUGACGAGCUAAACCUCCCCGCAGACAAGAUUGAGCUAGAACCGUUUCUAUCAGAACCGACAACAACUUGCUCGACGCAAGAUCCACUGCCUCUGCCAAAGAUUGAAUCAUUUCUACCUCCGGGGACCGAUCGCGAUGCAGCCAAGUCGCUCGAGGCGCUUUACCUGUCUCACUGCACCUCGUUGGUCGAAUGUGUUCGCUUCUGCCGAGAGAAAGCCUUCUUUCAUCUGUAUACAUCGUUUCUCGGAACGCUGACGAUGCCCGUACAACGACUGUUUGCGCACCCCGACAUAGCACAGUGGAUCGAGGAGUGCGACUUUGUGCUCUACCAGCGAAUGAUGCGUAUAUUGCACGGAUUAUCGCUGCAAGUUGUUCCAAAGCCGGUGCUCGAUGCCAUGCGCAACAUCUCGGACCGCCUGGUGCCACGCAUCCGCGACGCUUUUCAGGGACAGCCCCCACACGUCAUGAGGGCUAAGGAGGCUCCGGCAGUCAUCUUCGCUGCUCUUCUGGACAGGGAGCUCCGGGUCAACCUGGCUGCACAUGCAGCAGCCAACAUGCUGGCGCAUGCACCGAAUCGCAAUGAGAUGUAUCAAGAUUUCAUCACACUGCUGAGUUAUCGCAAGAUCGCCGAGAAUGUUCCCAGGCGAGCAAUGGAUGAGGUCGCUGAUAUCCUGCUAAAGGAGAUCAGAGAUCUUAUUGCUCCGGCUGAGAUCGAUUGGUAUGAGGUUGAAAGCAAGACCACGCACGGUGCCUGGUUGGCGGUCAACGGAGGACCGCCGAUUCCGAAGGCGCCUGAAGCGGACACCACUCGCGUUCUGGACUUGUGGCUUGCAUUUUUGCGCUCCCUUCCCAGCAGGUUUCCCUAUGCCUCAGCAUCAGACAUUGUCUGCUACCUGGACCGCGUAGGGUCAGCCAUCAUGAGAGAUCUGACCAUUUGCGCGGGCAAGAGCUUCGGCACUUGGUGGGUUACCAAAUGCUGGAUCGACGAGAUGAUGUCGUUUGAAUCAGAGCUGGGCGGCUUCCUGAGGAUGACAUCGACCAAGAGCGUCUCGGCCGAGGAGGCCCAAAAGUCUUAUGCAUCAGACAACAGGGAAACCAGCGUGCAGGAGUCGACCUUGGGACGAGCCAGCGAGGAACAUCAUGGUCUUUCGCAAUCUCAGCCACAGCCUGACCGUGCCCCAUUUCCAGGCUGCAGCCCAGCAAAUGGGCCACCAGAAGACGCCUCGACGAGUAUGAAUCCCGACGAUAGCGGGAUAGGCAUUCGAACUCCAGAUGAGGACUUUCCAAUGGACAGCAUCAAAUUUGACUUUCCUCCAGAGCCGACCUCCUUAGCUACACAUGGAACAGAUACACCAGUCACCCCAUCAUAG